This is a messenger RNA of Rhizophagus irregularis DAOM 181602=DAOM 197198, 1629 nucleotides long. RefSeq lists its product as uncharacterized. The record is from RefSeq and is a predicted model, not a curated record. Lineage: Eukaryota; Fungi; Glomeromycota; Glomeromycetes; Glomerales; Glomeraceae. Gene Ontology annotation, biological process: rRNA processing. Gene Ontology annotation, molecular function: ribonuclease III activity; RNA binding.
CUAAUCUGAUUAUUGAAAGCAUGAUUUUUAAUUAAAAGCGCGUGAUAAUGACACUCGCUGCAUAAUUAUCUUUAAAUGGCUGAAAUAUAUGUACGAACAAACAUUACAAUGCGAAGAUAAUAGAAUCUGCAAUUAUUUACAUAGAACGAGACUUUAUAUAUUAUUAACCGCCAAGGUUUCACUUUGCAUAAAGUAAUAAUGUUCAUCCAAUCCAUUAUCUAGUUUUGUUAUUUUGUACUACGAUAAAAGGAUAAAAAGGGUCAAUUUUUGAAUUGGAUUUGUUAUUAUUAUUAAAUCUUUUUAAUAUUUCCUAACUAAUUAUACCUUUCAUUUCUUUGCUGAACUGAAAGCAAACAAAACAUGUCCACCAAAAGAAAAUCAAUGGUUCAUCAAAGAAAUUUUCGUGAUGACAAGUUACGUCUCGAGGCUUUAACACAUAAGUCUUAUCAUUAUGAAAACCCUUCAACCGGACCCCAUAACGAACGUUUAGAAUUUUUGGGUGAUUCCAUCGUCUCCUUUGUUGUAGCUAAUUAUUUACAUGGUCGGUUUCCUAAUUUCAAAGAGGGUCAACUUACCUUAUUACGAGCUAAUUUGGUCUGUAAAAAAAAAUUGGCACAAUUUGCCCUUCAACUUGGUUUAGAUAAAGAUAUUCGUUUAGGGGUUGGAGCUUUACGUGAUGGUGGUAGAGGUAGUGAAAAAGUUCUAGAGGAUGCUUUCGAAGCAUAUAUUGGAGCUGUAUUUCUUGAUGCAGGUUCUAGUAUGUCUGAAGUACAAAAAUUUAUGGAACCUUUAUUAGCUCCAGCCGUUGAUGAAUUAACCCAUUGUUCUCCUAACUCAACUUCCGUAUUAAAACAAAAAUUAUUUCAACAAGAUAAUAGCAACAUACAAUUACAAAUGCUUAUUGCAGACCAAAUCUUAAAUUCUGAUCUUCAAGAUCCGAUUAAUAAACUUCAAACUUGGUCUCAAAGAAGAGGGAUGGGAAUUCCGGUUUAUAAACCUAAUAGUGAUGAACAAAAUGCUGUCUUUUCUGUUGGUGUAUAUAUUAAUGGAAAAUGUUUCGGUCUUGGUCAAGCAAGAAAUAAAAAGGAUGCAAAGAAAGCAGCCGCAAUUAAUGCUCUAAAACAUGUUACCGUUAAUGGUCAAAACAACGAAUUUACUCCUUUUAAAAAUGAAUUACAACAGUCACAUAUUAGUUCAAAACACAAAUAUUCUCUGUCAAAAAAAAUUCUUUAUUAAUCCUGUCUUCUAACAGACUACGGUAAUUCAACCAAGUCGUUCCUUAUCAAAAUGAUAUUAAUAUUGAAGAAUCCUCUUUGAGUACAGUGAUCUUCAGUGUGGAUCAACUCGUUAAGGGUAUUCUUUUUUCUUUAAUAAUCAAAAAAAAAUAUAUACAUAUGUAUAUAUUUCUCUUUAUUAUUUAUUUCAUAUUCUUUUUGAAUUGAUUCACACCGAAGAUUAUCGUUCUUAUUAUGUUCGAUAUUUGGAAGUAGGGUUCUUUGAAUGAUUUCAUUUAAUUUUUUUUUUUUAUUCUCUCAUUUGUUUUAUAAAUAUCGUUAAAUUAUUAUUAUUAUUAUUAUUAUUUAAUCACUCCUUAAAGUCUUGAUUGUUUACUUUUUUAUUAUCAAUAAA